UUUCAGAUGAUUACUUUUAUACUGUUGUGAAAAGGAUGAGUGAAGUUACUGUUGUGCGAAGAAGUACAGUUCUUAACUAUGGUGGUGGUGACAUGCAUGAUGCUGGUGCUGCCACUGGUGUUGCCGCCGCUGGCACCUCCACCGAUGGUGCUCCUCCUCUUGCCUGUGUGCUUAUUGGCAGCACUUUUGGUGGUAGCGUUGAUGCCCCCAAAGGUGCCAAUGAACGCAGAGCUGGUUGUUGGAGAAUGGGAGCAAAACUGAAAAUCAGAACUGAGUAG
This is a messenger RNA of Sphenostylis stenocarpa, 278 nucleotides long. Lineage: Eukaryota; Viridiplantae; Streptophyta; Magnoliopsida; Fabales; Fabaceae. The record is from the annotation of a GenBank genome assembly.